AUGAAUACAAGAAGGACGCUCGCAAGGAGAGUGGAAGAGGAAGUAGUGAAUGAGGGAUUUCCUCGCCAAGGUGAUCAAGGUCUUCAAGGUGACCAAGUGCCUCAAGAGAAGGAAGUUCCGGUGGUUCCCUCGGACAUGACCAAUGAAGAGAUUAGGUCAGCUUUUCUAACCCUAGCCCAAGUCAUGACGGCUCAAGUUAAUAGAGAUGUGGGGCCUAGGGUGAAUGCUAAUGAGAGUACCGUCACCUCAAAGUUGAGAGACUUUGUGAGGAUGAAUCCUCCUAUCUUUCUUGGCUCUAGAGCGGGAGAAGAUCCCCAAGAAUUCUUGGAUGAAGUUUAUAAGAUAGUCAAUGCUAUGGGAGUAUUUUCUAUGGAGAAGGUGGAGUUUGCUUCCUACCAAUUGAAAGAAGUGGCCCAAGUGUGGUUCACACAAUGGAAAGCCAAUAGGAAAGUUGAAAUGGGUCCUAUAGAAUGGGAUGAGUUUAAGGGAGCUUUCCUUGGUAAGUACUUUCCCCGUGAGAAGAGGGAGUGUAAGGUUGAGGAGUUUAUAAACUUUAGGCAAGGUAACAUGAGUGUGGAGGAGUAUUCUUUGAAGUUUACCCUAUUGUCUAAGUAUGCACCAUUAUUGCUGUCUAACCCUAGAGAUGAGAUGAGUAGGUUUGUUACUGGUGUAUACGACCAAGUUAAGGAACAGUGUCGUACGACGAUGCUCCAUGAUGAUAUGAAUAUCUCUAGACUUGUUGUGUAUGCUCAAUCUAUUAAGGAAUCUAAACUUAAAAGGGUGAAUAGGGGUUUGAAGAGGGGUGGAUCCGAUGAGCAAGGUCAACCUAGGAAGAGGCAUCAUGGGAAGUGCCUAGCCGGUACUAGUGGGUGCUAUGUAUGUGGCAAAGGUGAUCAUCAAGUGAGAAAUUGUCCUACUCUUACGACUAGAGGAAGGGAAGCCAAACAAGCUUCUUAUGUUGGCCCGGAUCUUGAUGCUCCAAAGAAUAACCGUUUCUAUGUGUUUCAAGCUAACAAGGACAAAGGAGCUAAUCCGGAUUAA
Messenger RNA from Solanum verrucosum, 1041 nucleotides. RefSeq lists its product as uncharacterized. NCBI's taxonomy places the organism in Eukaryota, Viridiplantae, Streptophyta, Magnoliopsida, Solanales, Solanaceae. Gene Ontology annotation, molecular function: nucleic acid binding; zinc ion binding. The transcript is spliced from 2 exons. The record is from RefSeq and is a predicted model, not a curated record. The coding region runs from base 1 to 1041 and encodes 346 amino acids.